CUUUAAUCAAAGCCUCAAAAGCUCAAAAAAGCGUGCCAAAAAAACCAAGUCUUACUUUGUCUUUCUCAAUGACAAUGGCUGUCUCAUUUUCCAUUAAAACUAUACUAUUUCUUUGCUUCUUCUCCUUCUACCUCAGUAAAGGGUACCCUUUUUCCUUCACUCUUAUUGGGUUACUCAUCUCAGUUUAAAUCUGGAAUUUAAAAAAAAUGGGGAACCUUUAUUGGGUUUACUUAGUGCUGCCAUUUUGUUUUGGGUUGGUUUUAAACACUUUGAGUCAAGAGAACUCAGAUUCAGAUGUAUACAUUGUCACUCUUAAGCAAGCUCCUUUAUCUCUUAGCUAUCAAGGGUUCAACAAUGGCUCUACUUCAGUGAGAUUAAACAAGCUUUACAAGCCAAGGAACGAUUCAAGAUCACAUCAAAGGUCUAGUUCUUAUAUAUCUCGAGUUCAUGAUUCUUUGUUAAAGAAAGCUUUGAAAGGGGAGAAAUAUAUGAAGUUAUAUAGUUACCAUUACUUGAUUAACGGCUUUUCAGUGCUUAUUACUCCUCAACAGGCGGACAUGCUUUCGAGGAGACAAGAAGUUGCGAAUGUUGUGUUGGAUUUUCCUGUUAGAACUGCAACCACAUAUACUCCACAGUUCUUAGGUCUACCAAAGGGUGUAUGGCCCCGGGAUGGCGGAUAUGAAACGGCCGGAGAGGGUAUUGUAAUCGGGUUUAUUGAUACCGGUAUAGAUCCAACUCAUUCUAGCUUUGCCGAUGAUGUAUCAGACCAUAAAUACCCUAUUCCGGACCAUUUUUCCGGCAUUUGUGAGGUUACUCGAGACUUUCCUUCCGGAUCAUGCAAUAGGAAGCUUGUCGGAGCACGCCAUUUUGCAGCAUCUGCUAUAACGAGGGGAGUAUUCAAUUCAUCUCAGGACUAUGCUUCACCGUUAGACGGUGAUGGCCAUGGCACGCACACGGCUUCGGUUGCAGCAGGAAACCAUGGGAUUCCAGUGAUGGUGGCUGGAAACUACUUCGGAAAUGCUAGUGGGAUGGCUCCUCGUUCACACAUUGCUGUUUACAAAGCUUUAUAUAAGAGUUUCGGUGGAUUUGCUGCAGAUGUAGUUGCAGCUAUAGACCAGGCAGCUCAAGACGGGGUCGAUAUAAUAAGCUUAUCGAUAACUCCCAAUAGACGUCCACCCGGUAUUGCAACGUUUUUCAAUCCCAUUGACAUGGCAUUGCUAUCAGCUGUGAAGUCUGGUAUUUUCAUUGUCCAAGCUGCCGGAAAUACCGGACCGUCACCUAAGAGUAUGUCUUCUUUCAGUCCAUGGAUCUUCACUGUUGGUGCUGCCUCUCAUGACAGAGUAUAUUCUAACUCUAUCAUCCUUGGAAACAAUGUAACUAUCCCUGGAGUUGGACUUGCCCCGGGUACAUGUUCAAAUGAAAUGUACACAUUGAUUUCUGCAGUUCAUGCUCUAAGCAAUGAAACAACACUUGCCAAUGAUAUGUAUGCCGGUGAAUGCCAAGACCCCAGUAAUUUUGAUCGGGAAUUUAUCCAAGGAAACUUGUUAAUCUGUAGCUAUUCGAUCCGGUUUGUGCUCGGACUCUCUACGGUCAAGCGGGCCUUACAAACUGCGAAAAACCUCAGUGCAGCUGGUGUUGUGUUCUGUAUGGAUCCUUUCGUAAUUGGUUUUCAGCUUAAUCCAACACCAUUGAACAUGCCUGGCAUCAUAAUUCCUUCUACAAACGAUUCCAAGAUUUUACUCCAAUAUUACAAUUCUUCUUUGGAGAGAGAUGGUUUCACAAAGAAAAUUGUUAGAUUCGGGGCAGUUGCGAGCAUUUCAGGUGGACUGGAAGCAAACUAUAGUGUCUCGGCUCCGAAGGUCAUGUAUUAUUCUGCCCGAGGACCAGAUCCUGAGGACGGUUUUCUAGACAACGCGGACAUAAUGAAACCGAACUUGGUUGCUCCUGGGAAUUCAAUAUGGGCUGCUUGGAGUACUCUCGGCAUGGAAUCAGUUGAAUUCCAAGGUGAAAGCUUCGCGAUGAUGUCCGGGACAAGCAUGGCGGCUCCUCAUAUUGCCGGGCUAGCUGCAUUGAUAAAACAAAAGUUUCCUCAUUUCAGUCCAGCAGCCAUUGCUUCAGCACUUUCUACAACGGCUUCACUUUACGACAAAAACGGCAGUCCGAUAAUGGCUCAACGCGCUUAUACGAACCCUGAUCUAAACCAAUCUCCAGCUACACCAUUUGACAUGGGGAACGGCUUCGUAAACGCAUCAUCGGCUCUCGAUCCGGGUCUAAUCUUCGAAUCAACCUAUGAAGAUUAUAUGUCCUUUCUUUGCGGCAUCAACGGUUCAAUCCCCAUUGUUUUUAACCACACGGGUCAAAACUGUCAGCUCUAUAACUCGACAGUCACCGCUGCUGACUUAAACUUGCCAUCGAUCACCAUUGCAAGACUGAACCGAUCUCAAACCGUUGGAAGAUCAUUGACAAACAUUGCGGGCAAUGAAUCGUACAGGGUUGAUUGGACUGCUCCUUUCGGUGUUUCAAUGAACGUCACUCCAGCUCAUUUCUUCAUUGCCAUGGGGGAGAAGCAAGUCUUAAAUAUAACCUUUAAUGCGAUGACAAAUGAUUCCACCGCCAGUUUUGGGAGGAUCGGACUUGUCGGAAACGGUGGCCAUAACCUUAAUAUACCAUUAUCAGUCAUUGUAAAGCUUUACUAGUGAGUUUUUUACAGUAUGCCUUUUUGCUUUGUUCUUCAGCUUUUUCGUUGCCUUAGCUGUCAACCAAUUUUUUUCAUUCAUUACCAUGUAAAUGCAAAUCAUUUUGUAAUCAAAAUUGAUUAAAUAGUUUAGUAGUUGUUCA
Molecule: messenger RNA, 2838 nt
Organism: Gossypium raimondii (Peruvian cotton)
Lineage: Eukaryota; Viridiplantae; Streptophyta; Magnoliopsida; Malvales; Malvaceae
Product: subtilisin-like protease SBT2.2
Exons: 10
Coding region: 207-2696 (829 amino acids)
Biological process (GO): proteolysis
Molecular function (GO): serine-type endopeptidase activity
Source: RefSeq, a predicted model, not a curated record